UCCACACGCCAACCAGAAUGUUCCCAACUUUACGCGCGAGUUUCAUCUUAUUCCAAAAACGAAUUUCACAUUACGAACAAAUUGUUUAGUAGCUGACAAUAUUGAUAUGGUCGAGAAAGUGAUUAAUAUUUCAUAACUUUUCACAUUCGAAGCUAAAUUGAGUAAUAUGAUUUUGUUGAAAAAAUAGUUUUGAAUUUUCGUAGUAGUUAAUUUAUUGCAAAGUGUGUGAAGAGUUUGUUGGUUUUAAAUGAUUUACGAGACGGUUGCCGGCGGAUGCGUCGACGGAAAUUUUUAAUCAUAACUGAACGAACGGCUCUAGCUAUCAAUAAUGACUGCCGAAGCUAACUACACGAUGUCUGCGGAAAACGACACUGACGAAUAUAUGCCAUACGAUGAAAGGUUGGAGACAUAUUUGGUUCCAAUAUUGUUCGCCGUUAUAUUCGUUGUCGGGGUGCUUGGGAACGGAACAUUGGUGAUAGUCUACGCCAGACAUAGAGGAAUGAGAAACGCUCCUAACACGUAUAUAUUUUCAUUAGCGCUAGCGGAUCUGCUAGUCAUCUUGAUAUGCGUGCCGUUCGUCUCCAUAAUCUACACUUUAGAGUCCUGGCCAUGGGGAGAGCUUAUAUGUAGGAUCUCUGAAUCAGCAAAAGAUGUGAGCAUUGGUGUAUCCGUGUUCACGUUGACAGCCCUAUCGGCCGAGAGAUAUUGUGCGAUCGUAAAUCCAUUCAGGAAACUACAACUUCGCAAACUCCCACUUGUUUGUGCCACAUUCAUCUGGGGCGCGGCGUUUAUCUUUGCCAUCCCCGCCGCCAUAUUCUCCAGUACAGUGACAGUGGAGUUAAAAGACAACGUUACUAUCGUAUACUGCACGCCGUAUCCGAAGGACUGGACUAACUACUCCAAAGGGAUGACAAUUGCCAAAGCCUUGAUAUACUACGGUUUGCCGUUGAUCGUGAUUACGGUUUUCUAUUCUCUGAUGGCUCGGAGACUACUUGCAAGUACCAGGGAGAUGCCAGGAGCUCUUCAAGGCGGUCAAGGCGAGGCUCAGGCUAAAGCUAGAAAGUCGGUAGCUUGCAUGGUCCUUAUAUUUGUUAUUGUAUUCUUCAUCUGCUUUCUGCCUUAUCACGCUUUUGAGCUGUGGUAUCAUUUGUCUCCGACUUCGCUACUCGACUAUAACGAUUGGACCCACGCGUUGCGCAUUAUUGGAUUCUGUUUGAGUUUCCUGAACUCCUGCGUGAAUCCGGUCGCUUUGUACUGCGUCAGCGGCGUCUUCAGGCAGCAUUUCAAUCGCUACCUGUGCUGUCGCCGAAGCGCCUUACAUCCAACUUGCAGCUCGCGUCUAUCUAGAACCGCCAUAUGCGAAACAUCGUUCCGGAGCACUCACCGGCAUCGGUGCAACAGGAACCCAACAACAGAGAGUGUGGUAAUAUCGAACUACGAUUACGGAAGCACCAACAAGAAGAGCAAUAUCAUAACGAGAAACAACGCCGACGGGGUCACCAUACUUACGAUUAGGGACUCAAAUGUAUUCAUUUCUGGUGAAAUAGACGACAAACGCAUCAACAGAUAAACUUUGAUUUAGAUUAUAUUUCCAUGAUAAGAAUUUGUAUACGUU
Molecule: messenger RNA, 1615 nt
Organism: Bombyx mandarina (wild silkworm)
Lineage: Eukaryota; Metazoa; Arthropoda; Insecta; Lepidoptera; Bombycidae
Gene: NGR-A14
Product: neuropeptide receptor A14
Biological process (GO): G protein-coupled receptor signaling pathway
Cellular component (GO): plasma membrane
Molecular function (GO): neuropeptide receptor activity
Source: RefSeq, a predicted model, not a curated record